AUGGACAAGUCGCGGUGGAGGGCCUGCAUGGCCGCCGUGCGCGACGGCGACGAGGCGGACGCGCUCGCCGCCGUGGCGUUCUGGGCCCGCGAGGCGCCGCGCGUCGACCGGGCGUCCCUCGCGACGGCGACGGCGACGCUCCUGACGGCCCUGCGGCGGCCCGAGCCGGCCCUGGAGCGCGCCGCCGCCGCGGCGCUCGGCGCCAUCGCGGAAACACCGGCCCUCGGCGACGACCUCGCGGCCAUCGUCGAGCCCUUCGCCCGGGCCCAGUGCGGCCGCGUGCCGGCGAACGCGGCCGACGGCGCGCGGCGCGUCCGCAGCGUCGCGGCCGCGCUCGCGGCGCUCGCCGAGGGCGGCGGCGCGUCCGCGCUCCUGGAGCCGCUCCUCGAGGCCUACGUGCCGCGCCUGCGGCGGUCCGCGGCGCGCUUCGACGGCGGUUUGUUGGCCGCGGACGCCGUCGCGCGGCUCGCCGCCGCGGCCGCGCGGCGGUUCCCCGGUGCCGCGUGGCUCGCGGCCGACGGCGGCGCGCUGGACGCCGUCGCCGAGGGCGUCGCCCGGGCCAUCGAACACCUCUUCGAGGACGGCGCGUCGCCGGAGUUGCACUACGCGACGCCCCCGCCCGCGCCCGGCGGCGGCGCGUACGUCGUCGCGGCGGACGAGGCCGUCGUCUUCGCGUCGCCGCGCGGCGUCGCCGCGGGCGCGCUGCCGCGGCACAAGCGCGUCACGGCGACGGCCUGGGACGGCCCGGACUGGGCGCGCGUCGAGGCGCCCGUGGCCGGCUGGGUGCGCUUCGCGGAUCUCGCGCCGCGGUCCGAGGCCAUCCAUUCGUACGUCGCGGCGUCGCCGCUCUGGCGCCAGACCUGCGGCGCCGUCGCGACGCGCAACGGCGUCGCGCGCUGCGAGGCGGCCCUGGCGAAGCGCGCCGGCGACGCCGCCGCGCGGCGCGUCGCGUCGCCGCGCGCGAGGGCCGCGCUCCGGGCUCUCGCGGACGCCGGCGUCGAGCUCCGAGUGCUCCGGUGCCACGCGAACCUGGCGGCCCGGGGCCUGCCGCCGCGGCUCUGGGGGCGCCACCGCGACUUCGCCGGGCGCGGCGUCGGCGCCGUCGACGCGCGGGACCUCGCCGCGUUCCGGGGGUUCGUCCGGCGCCACGAGCCCUGCGUCGUCUGCGGAGCCGCGGACGUCGAACAUCGUUUCGAUAGUGGCGUCCAGUGGGCCGACCUCGGCGACGACGCCUACCUCGCGAAACGCUGCGGCCACCGGGCCGUCGGCGUGCGGGGCGCCUACGUCGACGGCGGCGGGGCCGCCGCGGGCCGCGUCUUCGCGAGCUCGGCGACGGCGCGCGCGCCGCUCGCGGCCGCGCUCGCGGAGCGGCGCCGCGCGGACGCCGCGGGCGAGGCCGCGGCCUUCUACGCGGCGAAGAUCCCCCUCGCGGACCACCUGCCGGAGCUCGACGACGACGACCGGGGCGAACCCGCGUUCGUCGACGCGGCCGCGGCGUGCUUCGGCGCGCCGCACGCGCGGGGGCUCUUCGCCUACGUCGCCCCGGGCGGCGCCGUCACGGGCGCCCACGUCGACCCCCUCGAGAACGUGCUCCUCGUGCUCGCCGGGUCCAAGCGGCUCCGGCUCUUCCCGCCGCGGCCGCGGUGCGCGCGGAACCUACAGCCGGCGAACGCGCCGCUCUUCACCGUCGCGGGCCUCGACGCCCACCCCUUCUCCGACGCCUUCCUCGCCGACCCGGGCCUGCGGUGCGACUGCCUCGACGUCGUCGUAGGCGCGGGCGACGCGCUCUACGUGCCCGCGGGCUGGUGGCACGCGGUCGCGUCGCUCGGGCCGUCCGUGAUCCUCAACUUCUGGCGCGACCUCCACCCGGCGAAGACCCGGGACGCCGAGGACGACGACGGCGGGUUGUACCCGCACAUGGCGCGCGCCCUGCUCCUCUCGAGCCUCCUCGCGACCACAGCGUCCUUCCAGUGGCUCGUCGUCGGCGGCGGCCCGCAGGGCGUGCACGUCGCCGGCCGGCUCCUGCGCGAGGUCGACGGCCUGGCCCUCGACGACGUCUGCAUCGUCGACGACGAGGACGCGCUGCUGCGCAAGUGGAAGACGCGCGCCGAAAACACGGGCAUGCGCUACCUGCGGUCGCCGGCGUCGCUGCACCUCGGCGACGGCGAGCGCGAGCUCCUGCGCCACGCGGAAGCCCACGCGCCUCGAAUCGAUAAGCGCGAGCCGCCCUUCGCGCCGGACUACGCGCGGCCGCGCCUCGACGUCUUCAACGACCACUGCGACUUUCUGGUGGACGCGCACGGCCUCGCCGCGGCGCACCGCCGCGGCGAAGUCGUGGCCGUCGCCGACGCCGGCGACGCCUACGCGGUCACCGUGCGGCGCGCCGGCGGCGACGAGACCCUGCGCGCGGCGAACGUCGUGCUCGCGGUCGGCGGCGGCGCGCCGGCGUACCCGGCCUGGGCCCGAGGCUCCGCGGCGGUCUCGCACGUCUUCGACGACGGCUUCGCGCUCGGCGGCGGCCGCGUCGCCGUCGUCGGCGGCGGCCUCUCGGCCGCGCACCUGGCCCUGCGGCUCGGCGGGCGCGUCGACGUCGUCUGCCGCCACGGCCUGCGCGAGCAGCAGUUCGACACGCACCAGGACUGGAUGGCCACGGCCGCCGCGCGGCGGCUCAUGGGCAAGGGGCCCACGGACCGCCAGGUGAGCUUCGCCGGCAUCGCCGACGUCGCCGAGCGGCGGCGCGUCGUCCGGCGGGAGCGGCGCAGCGGCACGGUGCCCGCGGCCGCGAGCCGCGGCCGGCGCGGGCUCAAGUACGCGAUCGCGUCCGGCGACGUCCGCUGGCACGAGGCGGACGUCGCGGCGCUGCGCGACGCGGCGGGCGGCGUCGUCCUCGAGCUGACGACGGGCGCCGCCGUCGCAGCGGAACGCGUCGUCCUCGCGACGGGCUUCGGCGCCGGGCCGCCGGCGCGGCCGCUCGUCGACGCCGCCGCCCGCGGCCUCGGCGCGGCGCUCGCGCCCUGCGGCUACCCCGUCCCGGACGCGAAGCUCCGCUGGCACGACCGCGGGUCGGGCGCGCUCUACGUCGCCGGCGCGCUCGCGGAGCUCGAGCUCGGGCCGUCCGCGCGGAACCUCGCCGGCGCGCGCCUCGCGUCGGAGCGCAUCGUCGCCGCUGCGCGGGGGGUGUCGUAA
Molecule: messenger RNA, 3186 nt
Organism: Aureococcus anophagefferens
Lineage: Eukaryota; Pelagophyceae; Pelagomonadales; Pelagomonadaceae
Exons: 7
Coding region: 1-3186 (1061 amino acids)
Molecular function (GO): catalytic activity
Source: RefSeq, a predicted model, not a curated record